Messenger RNA from Brassica napus (rape), 624 nucleotides. RefSeq lists its product as uncharacterized. NCBI's taxonomy places the organism in Eukaryota, Viridiplantae, Streptophyta, Magnoliopsida, Brassicales, Brassicaceae. Bases 1 to 624 code for a protein of 207 amino acids. The transcript has a single exon. The record is from RefSeq and is a predicted model, not a curated record.
AUGUCUCUAAUUCUGAACCGGCUCUCGAAGCUCUGGCUUGGGAAAUCUCGAAGAUCAACUCUUCUACUUCUCUCUAACGGAUUCUCAUCUUCCUCGAGGAAAAAGCAAACCCCUCCCUGUUUCGUCGUCUCAGCUGAACUUUGUGAACCUUAUGAAGCCUGUCUCGGAAAACUCGUCAUUUCAGAGGUUCAUAAUGACAUGAUUAAUCUGGAAAAGAAGGUACAUCUGGAGUUGCUUUAUAAUGAUAUUUUUGAUAAAGUGGUAACGAUCGGCGCAUCUAACGGAUGGGUAGCUACUUUGAGUGGCGACGACGGAAUCCUGCGUCUCCAAGAUGACCUAAACCCGUAUGCAUCGUAUACAGAUCCAAAAAGCAUUCCUCUGCCUCCUCUUGUGACUCUGCCAUGUUGCCAAACCCAAAUCGUCACCAACGUGUCAAUGUCCUCAUCUUCUCCAGAGGAUGAAGACUGUGUUGUGGCUGUCAAGUUUUUGGGACCUCAGCUCAGUUUUUGCAGACCAGCUCAGAGUAAACCCGAAUGGACCAAUAUCACGAUCGAAAACUCAUGCUUCUUCUCUUCUCGUGUUAUGUUUGCAGGAACCUUAUUUUACUACAUUGGGAACAACUGA